UAGCUCCUCGUCCUCUCCCGCUCCACCACGGUCACUGUACGAGUCGUCACUUCGACCGGCGCCAUGGCUACGAUUCAAGAGUCGGAAGUUGGGCCGAACAUGCAAGAAACAACACCAUUGUUAUCGCGCACACAAUCAAAAGAGGCAAAGGAGGGUUCACACGGACUCUCCGUACAGUGGCGUCUGAUGCUUUGUGCCUUCCUGGUCUCACUCUCCUUUGGCAUUACCCAGGUGCCACUCUUAUACGUUUUCCGCGUGAUGACAUGCGAUGCAUACUACGAGGACCCGCACCACGUCCGCGAUCCUGCGGCGAAAGAUGUCUGCGCGAAGCAUGAGAUUGAGGCCAGCACAGCGCGAUCUGUUGCUCUUCUCGCCGGAUCGACGACCUUGUUUGGCCUGGUCAACCUCAUCAUUACUGGCUGGACUAUCAAGCGUUUAGGCGUUAAGAAGGCACUCGUAAUCCAAAUAUUCUGGCCUGCAGUAAGAUUGCUCGUGCAGAACAUUGGUGUGUCGAGAGGGUCCAGCACAGGCAUCUUGAUUGUGCAAGCCAGCCAAAUCAUCACCAUUGUUGGCGGACCCAAUGGCUACGUGCUCGCUCUCAACUCGUUCGUUGCAGAUGUUGUAGAGCAUGAGGAUCGCACAGGCGCUCUGGGCCGCCUUCAAGGCUGCAUGCUUUUCGGUGCGGCGGUUGGCUUUUUGAUUGGAGGACUCGUCGGAGAAGCCUUUGGAGUUAUAGCACCGUUCCGCAUGACAGUGGUCUUGUUUCUACUCUCGUGUGUUUACGUCACGGUCUGCCUCCCUUCUACACCGCCGCACGAGGAAAAAGACAAUCACACGGAUCCUGCGCCAAACGGUCUUGGGCGCUUUUUUGGUCCAUUAAGAAUAUUCACCCCUCAAAAGUGGACGCUUGUGGACGGCCGCAUGAGUGUACAGUUCGGGGCACUUACACUCGGUCUUGGUGUCUUUCUGGGCAUUCUGGCCACCGGCUACAUACCUACGCUGCUACAAAUGUAUGCCACUGACGAAUUCGAAUUUGGCACCCGGGCCAACGGUUGGCUCAUCUUCAUGUACUCUUCCUUGCGAGGUUUCUUCCUGGCCUUCGUUUUCCCCCGUAUCAUCGCAUUCGGGAGAAGGUGUAUGGAACCAAAAGCUGCUUCUCCAGCCAAUCUGGCGGAGACCCAACCACUACUCGGCGGACUACCAUCACCGAACGAAGUCGGGCCCGUGGAAAGUGAUUCAACAUCGAUUGCAUCCCCACGACCUGAGCAGAAGCAAACAUUCGCUUUUGAUCUUAUGUACGCUAGGUUCAGUCUUCUUCUCGACGGGGCCAUGACAGGACUCGCCGUAUUCGUCUCACAGGGUUAUCAGCUCUUCAUCGUAGCAGCGCUUCUUCCUCUCGCAGCUGGGACAGCUGCUGCAUCAAAAGGGACAAUCCUACAGAUGCUUCCCAACAAUCAGCGCGUCGAUGCGUUGAGCGGAAUCACCCUCGUCGAAAACAUUGCAAGACUUUCUACCACUGCCGUCUUUGGUCUGGUCUUCGCUGCGCUCGCGGAAGUUGGGAAAAUCCCCUUGGUCUUUGUGUGCAAUGCUGCUGUGGCAUUGCUCGGCUUUACAGUCCUCCUCUUAUCGCGAUUUCCGCCCACUGGCAGUCGGAGGGCAGAACUUGGGUAAUGCUCCCGGUCAAGCUAUGCGUCACCCGCCUCAUAAUCAUGGUCAUUGCCAUAAUCGCCGCUCGGCGGGAUAUGUUUCGUGUAUAUCAGAAGCGCAGAUGUUCAGCACGUGUCUCUAAAGAAUUUCAGCACAGGAGCUGAAGUAUCGAGAGCUGCUGAUCUUUACUUGGUGACCAGCAAAGAGUCUGGUCGGUGGAACUGAUACCGAGCCAAUCGAGUAUGACAGUACAGACUAAGUAUUGUCGCCUGGCACCACGGGUUGAAUCCAUCAAUGUGACAGAAGCGACAAGCACGGUCAGGAUGAAACCCAAGCGAAGGCUCAACGAAACCGAUUGGCCAUGCAACUGUGCGAUCUGCGGAGGGAGGCAAUAUAUAGAUCGAAAGAUUUCCAUUUCGUAAGGUUUCGGGCCAAUAUUACAU
Molecule: messenger RNA, 2090 nt
Organism: Boeremia exigua
Lineage: Eukaryota; Fungi; Ascomycota; Dothideomycetes; Pleosporales; Didymellaceae
Product: major facilitator superfamily domain-containing protein
Exons: 1
Coding region: 64-1671 (535 amino acids)
Biological process (GO): transmembrane transport
Cellular component (GO): membrane
Molecular function (GO): transmembrane transporter activity
Source: RefSeq, a predicted model, not a curated record